AUGCAUCACAAUAGUGAUGAGAUAGGUUUGUUGCACAUUCAACCAAAUCUAUCUGAUCUUCCAUCCGAGAGUGCAGCAUUCUAUCCUCUUGUUGUUGUUGAAUCUAAGCUUGGAAUCUCCUUUCAGCAUUUAACAGCGCUUUUAAGUGAGGCUCAUAAGCGCUAUGUUCUUGUCCGUGAUGCAAAAGGAGCUGCAGAUCUGGCAGAAUUGGAACAAGUCAGUAGAGUUUUAAUAUUAAUCAAGCCUGAUCAUUACACUGCUAUGAAUACAAGAAAGCAAUUGAUCACAUCCGGACAGAUCUCGAUAGAGAAUGAAUUAUUACUUCUUGAACUUAUGUUUACUAUCCCUAAACAUUCCAAGAGCUCGAUUGCAUGGCAUCAUCGGCAAUGGAUCUAUAAGUUGAAACAUUCGCGCAAUGACCCUCAGUCUCGUCUUAUUGAUCAUAUUAAUAUUGAACAUGAAUUACAAUUAUGCGACCGAACUAUAACCUUGUAUCCUAAAGGCUACUAUACAUGGAACUAUCGUCACUGGUUACUUUCUACCAUGGAGUCAGACCACCAUUUUGUUCAAAAGGAAUAUCAUCAUUCGCGUUCCAGAGUUGAAGUGAACGUCAGCGAUCAUUCAUGCUUGCAACACUUGGAGCUUGCUCUUUUUGCGAUAGUAAAAGAUUCUCCUUUAAAGAUAUCCAUAUUAGAAGAUCACCUCAGAUGGCUGGAUGGAGUAAUAAUUAGCUACCCUGGGCACGAGGCUUUGUGGUAUCAUCGACGAUACUGCCUGGACAUAUUACUGUGCGAUAUGAAAGAUUCAAUCUACUAUUCUCAGAAGCAUUAUGAGUUCAUAGAAGAUAUCGCAAAGGGUGAUCCGUCUCCGCUAGCAAUAGACACAAACCGCAGCUCCCUUUUGCGCCAAGUAGAGCUUGCUUUGCAUUUUGGUGUCUGGCUAUGCUUAAAGGAGAAGGAUACUGGAAAUGUAAACAUUGGUAGGGCAAGAUCAUAUUUAAACAGACUAGAGAGUACACCUGCUAUAUCUGAGAUUCAUCGCUUGUUUAACGACAGUGCGUAA
Messenger RNA from Phycomyces blakesleeanus NRRL 1555(-), 1062 nucleotides. RefSeq lists its product as hypothetical. The coding region runs from base 1 to 1062 and encodes 353 amino acids. Gene Ontology annotation, molecular function: protein prenyltransferase activity. The record is from RefSeq and is a predicted model, not a curated record. Gene Ontology annotation, cellular component: cytoplasm. The transcript is spliced from 4 exons. Gene Ontology annotation, biological process: protein prenylation. NCBI's taxonomy places the organism in Eukaryota, Fungi, Mucoromycota, Mucoromycetes, Mucorales, Phycomycetaceae.